AUGGCUGGUCUCGAAUGGCACACAGGCCAGGAAGCAAAAUCAUUCUGUCCGCGAAUAUAUCUUUCGUCCUACUGCUCAAUCCUGAUGCUCCUCCUCAUGCUGCUCCUCCUUGUUGCUCCUCCUCGUCCUCCUCCUCCUCUUUUAGCUGCUCAUCCUCUUGCUGCUCCUCCUGCUGCCCCUCUUCUUGCUGCUCCUCCUUCUGCUGCUCCUCUUGCUUCUGCUCCUCAUUUAGCUGCUCCUCCUCUUGCUGCUUCUCAUAGCGCUGUUCCUCCUCCUGCCCCUCCUCGCACUGCUCCUCCUACUGCUCCUCUUCAUGCUGCUCCUCCUCAUGCUGCUCCUCCUCAUGCUGCUCCUCCUCUUGCUGCUCCUUCUCCUGCUGCUGCUCCUCGUGCUUCUUCUCUUCAUGCUGCUCCUCGUGCUUCUUCUCUUCAUGCUGCUCCUCACAGCGCUGCUUCUUCUGCUGCCCCUCCUCGCGCUGCUCCUCCUGCUGCCCUCCACCUGCUGCUCCUCCUCCUCGCACUGCUCUUAUUGCUGCUGCUCCUAUUUUAG
This is a messenger RNA of Stegodyphus dumicola, 549 nucleotides long. RefSeq names its product proline-rich protein 36-like. Lineage: Eukaryota; Metazoa; Arthropoda; Arachnida; Araneae; Eresidae. The record is from RefSeq and is a predicted model, not a curated record.